AUGCCGCUAUUGAAGGAUUUGGUUGAGCGUGGUGAUGUUGGCAUUGUGCUCUCCACAUAUUGGCGGCAUUUCACUGAGUAUAUUGCGUACGUGUUGACAAGGUUUGAAAUUCCUUCGUGGCGUGUCAUGGGGGCUACACCUGGUUUGGGCCAUUUGGAUGGAAGCUGCUUCGAUGACCAGGUCUAUGCCAGCAGAAGCGAGGAAAUUUGCGCGUGGCUGCAGGAUCAUCCAGAAGUGUCUGGCUUUGUGAUCCUGGAUGACCGACGCACAGCAGGCCUGGGUGUGCUGGCACAUCACUUCGUCCAUUGCAGGCAAGUGAGCACUGGACAUGAUAGUUGCAGAUAUUUUGAGUUUGGGUCCGAAUCAGUAGCUACCCAGCACCAGGAGCGAGGUCGGCUUGACGAAGGAGGACGUGUUGUUGGCGCUGGAGAUCUUGCAGCAGCCCCGUGCUGA
Messenger RNA from Durusdinium trenchii, 453 nucleotides. The record is from the annotation of a GenBank genome assembly. Lineage: Eukaryota; Dinophyceae; Suessiales; Symbiodiniaceae.